CUCUGCGAUAUGCAUCGUUUAUUUCAAGCAUACUGGGUUUAUAUACCAAUCAAACAGACCACAACGUACCAUAAAAUAUGAAACAACAUUUGUACAAGAAUUAGCCAAAUGUUGCUGUGAAUGAAAGAGGUAGUAUUUAAUAGACCAUCGAUGCUAUUUCCAUUCCUUCGACUACAUUCAUAUCAAUCUUGAUAAUUUCAGCAGACUAGGAUUAUUUAUGCUGCAUGGUAAAUUAAACCAAUGUACACUAUGUAUUCCAGGUUCUAACUGAUUAGAUUUCAUCUUUUUUUACAAUAUUUUGUCUUGAUUUUUCUAGAACCACAUCGUAUACAUAAAUGUUGUUUUCUAAUCGAUACCAUCUAAAAGAAUGUAAUUCCUUUACAUACAGCUUAGAAUUUUCUUAAGUCAUGGAUAACAUCCAAAACAUGCUAGAAAUCUGUGUUGAGUGAAAUACAGCUAAUGCAGUCUAUUUUCGAUCAUAAGAAAGCAGAAAUUUGCUAUUUUCUAUUCCGUUAAGUCAUUUUAGAGGGGAUAUUGUGAUUAAGAUGGAGAAGAUUUGUAGCUCAGGUGGAUUAUUUAGGUGGAGUUUUUUCUAUGAGCUCGAUGGUUUGGUCGUGGAUCUUUCAUUGUUCAACAACAACACUUCAUGUCUACCCUAAGUUUGUACUGGUGAUGUUGUUUGAAAGAACAAUGAAGCUCCAUGAGCACACCAUCCAGCUUAGAGUAUAUUGUUAUUUUCAAUCUUCUCAUUUCAUUCUUUUGCUUGUAAUAACUUAUUUCAAUAUAUAUUAUCGAUGUUCUCGUUUAUUUCUCUUUCCGUAUGUUCUAGAAAUUAAGACAAUAAAAAAAUACUAAAGUAUUAUUAUUAUUAUUAUUAUUAGUAGUAGUAGUAGUAGUAGUAGUUAGUAGGUUUUUAUUUUUCCGAAUGGUAUCUUGAAUCCCUAAUACUUCAUAUUACUGUUACAAUCUUUACUACUCUGGGAUUCGCACUAAUAAUCUCAACUAGCUGUGCUAAUGUGGUAUAGCAGCUUGAACAUGUACCAGUUUUUACGUUGCGUUUGACUGACUAAAUGACCAAGGUAGAGUUUUUCUUACCCAGUUGUGGCCAUUUAAUUCUUUCGAUUAAGUUCUAAUGUACCACUGGUCUAGAUGACUUAUAAUAUGUAUAUUAAACAAGCAUGACACUGUUUACUAUCUCAGUCGUACGGGUGGUCAGUCGCGGCUGGAAUAGCUCAGUAGUCCAGACGUUUAGAACGAUGGGCGGAACAUAAUAAGAGGGACACGCAUAUGUAUAGUUUGGUUAUUUAACUAUUAUACGGCAAAAAUACACGCAUAGUAUUGGUCCAUAAAUGGAUCCCAAAAGUUACCAUUCAUUAUGCUUAUCGGGACAUAACAUUAUUGCUGAACCAAAUAAAAGAUUCAGUGGGUACGGCUUUAAGAUCAACAAGCCGGAUUCCAUUACGACUAAUCAUAUACUGACCCAAUCGCGACACUGCAGAUCAAUGUUAAACAACCAGUCGGAUAGAACUCAUAACCGCACAUCAACUCCCUUGAUUAUGAGAUAGCAUUUGACAGUGAAUAGGAAAACCUUAUAGAAUGUCCUUCGACACUAUGAUGUACCUGAAAAGAUCGUCACCAUGAUACAAAUAUCUUACGAGUCAUGGAUGGAGGACAGAUCACUGAUACCUUGAGUGAGGAUCGGUGUUAUACAGGGUUCCCUACAUUCACUCUCUCUUCCUUCUGGUUGCUGAUCGGAUUAUGAAGACCCCACCACCUCAGGAAAAGCACGGAAUACAGUGAGAACCUUGGAGACAACUGAAUAAUUUGAACUUUGAAGAUGACUUAGCCUUUCUGUUCUAUACACAAUAACAAAUGUACACAAAGACUGACAGUAUAUUAAUCGCUUCCGCUGUGGAAACAGCAGUGACAUCUAUCAGUGAUUUAAACCACAGGGUUACAAAGAACCAAUGGGUUUCUUCAAGGUCUAUUGCACUGAUGAAUUCUCGUAAACUCAUCCCAUCAGGCUCUGAACACGAUGAAGAGCGACAACAAAUCAGAUCUAGGUUAACCAAAAGUCUAAGGAACGAUCGUGAGCAGUGGUGGGCAACGAAAGCAAAAGAGAUGGAAAAGGCGGCGGCUAUAGGGAACACAAGACAGCUUUACAGACUAAUAAAAGUAACUGGAAUUAAUAAGUCAAGUGUAAGUCAGACUAUUACGGAAAAAGACGACACCCUCAUCUGCUCCCAGUCCAGACGUUUAGAACGAUAGGCAGAACGUUUCAGAGGACAGUUCAGCUGGCCUUCAGCUACUCUACAACCACCCUCCAUUCCCAGACAGUGUGAAUAGAACAUUGAAGUAGGUCCCCCAACUCUAGCAGAAGUUCAGAAGGCUAUAGUUAAUCUGAAACGAGGAAAGGCAGCUGCUCCAGAUGGAUUGGCUCCAGAGGUCUUUAAGGAUGGUGGUCCAAUUUUAGCGAUUAGGUUGACUAAUAUUUUAGCUAAGAUCUGGGAGUUAGACGUUAUUCCAUCUGACUGGUCACAAUCACUUAUCGUCCCAAUAUAUAAGAGAGGGUUAAAAUCAUCUUGUGACAACCAUAGAGGGAUUAGUUUAACUAAUAUAGUAUCUAAAAUACUAGCCUCGAUAAUUAUCAGACGCCUAACUAAGACUCGUGAACUGCAAACACGAGAGAAUCAAGCUGGCUUCAGACCUGGUUGGUCGUGGCUGCAUCGACCACAUAUUCACCAUUCGUCAGGUUCUAGAACAUAGGCAUACUUACCAGCGGCCGACAAUGGUGGUCUUUCUUGACUUAAAAGCAGCAUUUGACUGGGUAGACCGCGAGAUUCUGUGGCAGUGUCUGUCAUUGAAAUGCGUACCUCAGAAGUACAUAAACCUUGUGAAGGCUCUUUACUCGAACGCUACCAGUCGAGUGAGAGCUUAUGGCGAACUGUCAUCUGCCUUUGCAACCUCAAGUGGUGUCCGUCAAGGCUCUCAACUUUCUCCAUUUUUGUUUAACUUCAUCAUAGACCUAUUGAUGGAAAUAACAUUCUCGUCUACUGAAUUCUCGGGUAUUGAUCUCCUACCAGGAGGUCCACUUAUCGACUUGGAAUACUCAGAUGAUAUAGUCCUGUUUGGUGAAGACGCUGAUAAAAUGGAGAGUGUUUUGGUAGCACUAAGCAACAAUUGAGAUUAGAUGGUGGUUGGAGGUAGUCAACAGGAAACCCUGGACCCGGGUUUCGUGCUACUUGGCACUCGUCAGCAAGGUGUACCUGUAAUCUUGAGGGAACUGGUGCUCCCUGGCGGGUUCGAUCUCGUGUCACCCAGCUUCACAGUCAGAGACGUUACCACUGAGCUAUCCGAGCCAUGACUAACCUCCUGUAGGACUGAGAUGUAAUCACAAUUGAUUGAUCACUGGGUGGUGAUCAAUCUCAUGCUUGUCUAGUCCUUAAUAGUGCAGAUCGAAUGCUAUCGAUCAUGUUGCAAUGUGGCCACCAGUCUAGGUGACUCGACACUGCGGGCACUAUGUAUUGAGAUUAGAUGGUGGUUGGAGGUAGUCAACAGGAAACCCUGGACCCGGGUUUCGUGCUACUUGGCACGCGUCAGCAAGGUGUACCUGUAAUCUAGACACUGAAAUACAUAUACGCCACAAAAAAGGGAGGGAGGAGAGUGGGUAAAUCAAUUGUAUGAUAAUGGAUAUUGGUCCUGCACUAAUAAGGACUAGACAAGCAUGACAUUGAUCACCACCCAGUGAUCAAUCAAUUGUGAUUACAUUUCAGUCUUACAGGAGGUCAGUCACGGCUCGGAUAGCUCAGUGGUAACGUCUCUGACUGUGAAGCACCAGUUCCCUCAAGAUUACAGGUACACCUUGCUGAC
This is a messenger RNA of Schistosoma haematobium, 3870 nucleotides long. Its product is annotated as ATP-binding cassette sub- A member 3. The coding region runs from base 1873 to 2268 and encodes 131 amino acids. Lineage: Eukaryota; Metazoa; Platyhelminthes; Trematoda; Strigeidida; Schistosomatidae. The transcript has a single exon. The record is from RefSeq and is a predicted model, not a curated record.